UUUUUUUUUUUUUUUAGUUUUAUUUUUUCCUUGCAGGGCAGGAGCAUGUUGGUCUCAAUGCAGCUCCCCUUCCCUCCUCUCCGCUGAUCCAGUCGUGGUGGGGCGAUGAUGGAUACUUGCCUGCUUGUUCUCACUUCCCACAAAAGUAAGCCCGCUGUCAAUGGAGGAGGACAUUGAUACCCGCAAGAUAAACAACAGUUUCCUGCGCGAUCACAGCUAUGCAACAGAAGCUGACAUUAUCUCUACAGUAGAAUUCAACCACACAGGAGAAUUACUAGCGACAGGGGACAAGGGGGGUCGCGUUGUAAUAUUUCAGCGUGAGCAGGAGAGCAAAAAUCAGCCCCAUCGCAGGGGAGAAUAUAAUGUUUACAGCACAUUCCAGAGCCAUGAACCUGAGUUCGAUUACCUGAAGAGCUUAGAGAUAGAAGAGAAGAUCAAUAAAAUACGAUGGCUCCCACAGCAAAACGCAGCCUACUUCCUUCUCUCCACCAAUGAUAAAACUGUGAAACUAUGGAAAGUCAGUGAACGAGACAAAAGACCAGAGGGCUACAAUCUCAAAGAUGAAGAUGGACGGCUCCGAGACCCCUCCACAAUUACCACACUACGGGUACCUGUGCUAAGGCCCAUGGAUUUAAUGGUGGAGGCAACUCCCAGGAGAGUGUUCGCAAAUGCACACACAUAUCACAUCAACUCCAUAUCUGUGAACAGUGACUAUGAAACCUACAUGUCCGCAGAUGAUUUGAGGAUAAACUUAUGGAACUUUGAAAUAACCAAUCAAAGUUUUAAUAUUGUAGAUAUAAAACCAGCAAACAUGGAGGAGCUGACCGAAGUAAUUACAGCCGCAGAGUUCCAUCCGCAUCACUGCAACACUUUUGUCUACAGCAGCAGCAAGGGGACAAUAAGGCUGUGCGACAUGCGAGCAUCUGCCCUGUGUGACAGGCACUCCAAAUUUUUUGAAGAACCCGAAGACCCAAGUAACAGGUCAUUUUUUUCUGAGAUCAUCUCUUCAAUUUCUGAUGUGAAGUUCAGUCACAGUGGAAGGUACAUCAUGACCAGGGACUAUCUCACCGUCAAGGUGUGGGACCUGAGCAUGGAGAACAGGCCUAUUGAGACAUACCAGGUUCAUGAUUACCUCCGCAGCAAGCUGUGCUCCCUCUAUGAGAACGACUGCAUUUUUGAUAAAUUUGAAUGUGUAUGGAAUGGGUCGGACAGUGUCAUCAUGACUGGCUCCUACAACAAUUUCUUCAGAAUGUUUGAUCGGAACACCAAGCGUGAUGUGACCCUGGAGGCAUCAAGGGAAAACAGCAAACCACGUGCCAUCCUGAAGCCUCGCAAAGUUUGUGUGGGAGGCAAACGGAGAAAAGAUGAAAUUAGCGUGGACAGUCUGGACUUUAGCAAAAAGAUCCUGCAUACAGCUUGGCAUCCCUCAGAAAAUAUCAUAGCAGUGGCAGCAACAAAUAACCUGUAUAUAUUUCAGGACAAGGUUAACUAGGAGGGGAAAAAUGAUAUUCCUUAGGAAUCUUAUGUACUGAAUACUAGCAAACACAAGUUUUAAAGUGUUUCUUCUGUUUUCUCCUCCUCCUCCCUCCUCCUCCUCUUCCUCGUCUUCUUCUUUGUUUGUUUCAUUAAUCCUCUGCAGACAUUAUUGAUGUAGAGGCAAGCACUCAGAUUCCAAUAUCUAUUGCUUUUCCCCAAAUCUUAAGAAAUUGGGUUAGUAAAGCCCUAUUAGAAACAUUUGACUUCUAAGUAUUGAGAGCUAUCAAGUUACACCAUUAAUUCAACAGCGAGCU
Molecule: messenger RNA, 1790 nt
Organism: Varanus komodoensis (Komodo dragon)
Lineage: Eukaryota; Metazoa; Chordata; Lepidosauria; Squamata; Varanidae
Gene: PPP2R2B
Product: protein phosphatase 2 regulatory subunit Bbeta
Exons: 9
Coding region: 161-1492 (443 amino acids)
Biological process (GO): peptidyl-serine dephosphorylation
Cellular component (GO): cytosol; protein phosphatase type 2A complex
Molecular function (GO): protein binding; protein phosphatase regulator activity
Source: RefSeq, a predicted model, not a curated record